UCAGCCUCUACAAAGCAAUGGCUGCUUGCGCGCGUCUAGGCCCGGCGUGGUAGGCCUCCGCUUCACUUGGGCUGCGCGGCGGAGGUGCUGUUUCGUGUGGUUCCGAGUCGUCAGAAUGCCGCAGAAACCCGGGGAGGAGGACGAGGAGAGAGGGGCAGGAGAGGCCUUGGGGCGCCUGCGCUCGGUGAACACUCGGGAACCUUGCCAGGUCAUUUUCUGUAACCGCAGCCCCCGCCUGGUCAGCCCCGUCUGGCUGGACUUCGAGGGGAAGCCGCGCUCCUAUCCGAGCCUGAAGCCCGGCACGGGCCGACGGAUGCACAGCUACCUGGGUGGGUAUUGUGACGGGGAGAAGAAGGGCGACGGGGGCAGCUCAGGAAAGCAUCGCCGCUGCUUCAGUGCCUGAAGGUUAGGCAGGCAGAUAUUCAACAGGUGGAGCUUCCUGGCACGAACCUUCCAGCGAAACCUGCGCCCGCAGCCGGGCUGCUGCUCCCUCUUCCCUCAGACGUUAGAAGGGCCUCGGCCGUGCGAGGAGCCGGGAGCGGAAGGGCCCCGAGUAGGGUUAGAAAGUGGGGUGGCGGGUGCAGGAAUUGGGGGGGACACCAGAGUGGGGUGGUUUGGCCACGUUGCCUCUGUGGAGAAGGAGGCCUGGACUGCCUCGAAGGCAGUGGUUUGGAUGGCCGCUCCUGUGUGCAGAGGAGCGCAGCUGGGUGGAUCUCUGAAGACCUCCUUUCGGCUCCAGGAAAGUGGUGGGAGCAGCUGUGAAGGGGAUUCGGCACCUUCCAACUGAUCCAGGAUGCGGCUGCCAGAUUGGGGACUGCGAGCCUGUAUUGGCUCCCAGUACUGUACAUUUCCGAGCACAAUUCAAAGUGUUGGUGUUGUUGACCUUUAAAGCCCUGAACAGCCUCGCCCCUGGAUACCUAAAGGAGGGUCUUCAACCCCAUAUCCAUCCCAGAUGCCAAGGUCCAGCUCCAAGGGCCUUCUGGAGAAGUGAAGUUACAGAGAACCAUGCAAAAGGCCUUUUCGGUAGUCACGGCUGCCCUGUGGAACCGAUUCCCUGCAUAUGUCAAAGAGAUAAACAAUUAUAUGACUUUCCUUAGACAUCUGAAGGCAGCCCUGUAUGGGGAAGUUUUUAAUGCUUGGCGUUUAGUUGUGCUUUUAUAUUAGGUUGGAAGCUGACCACAGUGACUUGGACAAUCCAGUCAUAUGGGAUAUAAAUAAUAAUAUCAUCAUCAUUAUUAAUAAUAAUUGAUAGGAAUACUGUAUCCCUGUGCAGCUGCUCAUUUGUUUUUCUUUAAACCCAGUACUGUAUAGCCUUUUCUGCAUUCUUUUUGCAACUUUCAUUUACAGACAUAAGUUUCAGUGAACCACAUUUGACUCAUCGGUAGUUGCAUACCAUUUGGAAUCAGUCUGUAAACAUUGCUGAGCUGUUGAGCUUAGAUCCUGCUUAUUUGUUUGUUUUUAAAAUUUGUUUAUUAAAUUUCUAUACUGCCCUUCUUUUCUGGCUUCUCGUGGGCAUCUGGUUGGCCACUGUGAGAACAGAAUGCUGGACUGGAUGGGCCUUUGGCCUGAUCCAGCAGGGCUCUUUUUAUGCUCUUAUGCCCUAACUUCAUUUGUGAUUUGUUUUCUAGAACAUCUUUGGCUGUUCAGAGAUGCUGGGACAGAUGAUAGUCUUCUUGUCAACCAAGCAGAGCUGUUUGUGGCUACCCGCAAUAUGAAUGGGCAGCCUGUAUUUGCAAAUAUUACACUACCAGGUAAAAAUCCAAUUAUAAUACUAAUGUCUUUAUCUCUUUACACUGUGAAUAAUGUUGUGCAAUUAUAGUCAGAGUCCCAUCUGACUAAAAAACAAUCAAGUAAAAUGUCUGAUUAUGUUUAUUUGUAGCAGUGUGACACCCUCAAAACAGUCCUUCCCACCUACCCAAGGUUCAUUUAAGAUGCUCCCAAUUCUGUCUGGUUACAAAUCAUUUUAAAUCAUUUGAUCUUAACCAUAAGAAAAGCCAGUAAUGGGGCAUUUCAGAAAUUAAAAAUUGAUGUUUCUCAAACAGUGUAUUCCAGUUGCUGCUAUUAAAGGUUACUUGUAUAGUUUCUCAUUCUGUGCCUUCAUAAUGCUUCAUGUUUGUAUAGUACAGGAGUAGGCCUUCCAGAUGUUAUUGGAGUACAGUUACCAUUAGCCCCAGCUGGCAUGGCCAGUGGUCAGUGAGGAUGGGAGUUGUAGUCCAGUGACAUCUGUAGGGCCACAGUUUCCCCAUCUCUGGUCUAUCAGAUUAAGAAAAACAUGAAUUGUAUUUCUUUUUCUUACUGAUUAGCAAAACAUUAUGGUGUUCAGGUAUUUGUGAUCCAUGCCUCAAUAUCUUCAGCAUGACAUUUAAAAUCUCACUUUACUAUCUCUCUGCAGUGUACACUCUGAAGGAAAGAUGUCUCCAAGUUGUCCGUGCUUUAGUAAAACCAGUGGACUACAGGAAAUUAGACAUUGUUCGGUCACUAUAUGAAGAUUUAGAAGAUCAUCCAGAUAUUAGGAAGGAUCUUCAGCGGCUUUCUCUGGAAACGAAUGAUAGGCUAAGGAACAGAGUUGAAGGGUCAUCAGUGGAAAACUACUCUUACUAAUAAAUUGUUGGGUAUAAGAGGCAUUAACUGCUGUAUGAACUGAAAAGACAUUAACAUUCCAUAGUGUUUUAGGAAGCAGACAUUGCUUUGGUUUAGAACUUGUAACUUCAUAACUUAGAGACAAAGCCAUGGGACAAUGAGGCAGAGUGGUAGAAUGCUGCAGCUGAAAAUACUCAAUGAAAUCCUGUCCUGGGAAAACCUAUACAAAUUGUAUUUUACAUUAGACCAAAUACAAAAACAUAUGUCAGUUAAUAGAAGAUUAGAUUGGCAAAAGCCGUUUCAUGUGAUUUUCCACUUAUUUAAAGUAUCAUUUUAUUAUAUAUGUGUUUAGAAAACACCCUGUAUGUGUGCUCUUUGGAAUUUGGGCAACUUUAAUUUAAUUAUCAUACCAAAUGAUAAAUUAUCCUUAAACUGCAAUUUGGUCUCCCACCCCUCACCCAAUAAUUCAGAUUGAAUACUGUAAAUUAGAACUCUCUGGAUUUACUUUUUCUUGUGCCAGCGGUUUCCUACAGGUCAUUAUUUCCUAUGGUGGACCAACAUACUUCCAGUGUGCAGGAACUUCAUUCUGUCACACAUUUGCCCAAUGUUUGUCUAUGCUGUUAUGGGAAUUUUGGUGUGAUGGGAGCUACUACCGUUCCCACUUCAGCUAGAGAAAGAGCCUGGCAACUCUGUGGUGCAGGCAAAGUUUUUUCUCAGAUCACAAUUUCACCCUCAGUCAAAGCUUGCUAUUGCAUUGAAGGUGAAUUUUGUGAGUAUGAAAAGAAUAUGCUGUCUCUUAGAGGUUCCAAUAAAUAAUCCAUCAAACUCAUUCUUUGCUACUCUUUUUUUUAAACACUCCCCAAGCUAUAUAUUGCCUUCUUUAAAAUUAUCUGCAAAAUUUUGAGGCAACAGUUAUGAAGCUGACUACUUUAGAACGUAUUUUUGUUUUGAGCUACACAGAUGAUCAGUGGAACACUAUUUUCCUAUUUUCCAAUAUCCUGUGUUUGCAACUAUUAAAUUUUUUUGGUUUUGGGUGUCAACCCAACAUUUUUACCAGUUGAUCUUGUACAGUUAUUUCCAAGUAUCUUAAUAGGACUACUGUGAAAUGAACUUGUUGAAGACAUUACGGUGUACUGAAUGUGUUGUAAAUUGUUACCUUUUGUAAAGUCACUGGUUUGUGAUGUAGGUGUGUACUAAUUUUUUUGUAUACUUUGUAAAUUUCUUUCUAAAAAGUUAAAGCUUGAGAGAUUUCUGUAUAUAUGAUAAAUCUGUACUUUUGAUGUUGCCAGACAAAUAUGUGCACACAACCAGAACUUUCCCUUAAGAGUUCUGCCAGAGGAGGGAAGAGACAAGGUUUACCCUUCAUAGAGUUACAGUUCCCAGCAUCCUUAACAGACCUACGGUUCCUGGGAUUCUUUGGGGGAUUCUGUGUGUUCUUCCAGGUCUUCUAAAGGAAGAAUCAAAAUAGCAAAAUGAAGAAGAAAGUCUGUGAAUAUGAAUUCCAUGCAAGAUAGAUUGCAGUAGCUAAGCUGUCAGUUUUGUAUCUGAAUUUUUGAACAUGCUGGGGCACAUUUGGAGCAUUGUUAGAUUUAUAUGGUUCUUUGUUUCUGAUAAAUACCUAGUGAGAAUAUCAGCUGCCCAGACCAGAUUAUUAGAAUUGCAAUUUUGAUAUUUAAACAUUGCUUUUAAUAUGUAUUUAGCUAUUGCUCAGCAUUCCAUACAAUGCCAUUUCAUGUAUUAUUAUUUUUUAACCUAUGAGGCAUUAAAGCGGAUUUUUUCCCUUAAUUGCAGCACUAUUAUUUCCCCCAUUUUUUACUUUGUCUGGUACUUUAUUAUAUGUAAGCAAUGGUGGCAGCCAUUAUGUUUGCUAAUAAAAUAUACUAGGAUGCAUGCCCGUUCUUUUCUUAAAGUUCAUGUGUGACUCUUAGGUUCAUUUCAUAUACAGUGGUACCUCAGGUUAAGAACUUAAUUCGUUCUGGAGGUCUGUUCUUAACCUGAAGUACCACUUUAGCUAAUGGGGCCACCACUGCGCGAUUUCUGUUCUCAUCCUGAAGCAAAGUUCCUAACCCGAGGUACUAUUUCUGGGUUAGCAGAGUCUGUAACUUGAAGCGUCUGUAACCCGAGGUACCACUGUAUUUUGUUUUGUUGGUGGUAAUGUGUUACUCCCUUUUCAAUGUCUUAUUUAGCAAUGAUUUUUUCCCCUUAGAAUCAUAAAACUGUAGAGUUGGAAGGGACCAUGAGGGUUAUCUAGUGCAGUCCCCCUGAAGUGUAGGAAUCUUUUGUCCAACAUGGGGCCUGAGAUUAAGAGUUUCAUGGUCUGCCAACUGCCAGAAAUGACCAAGAGGAAAAGCAGCUUCCAGUGUGGUGUAGUGGUUAAGAGCAGUGGACUCAUAAUCUGGUGAACCGGGUUCAAUUUCCCGCUCCUCUACAUGCAGCUGCUGGGUGACCUUGGGCUAGUCACACUUCUCUGAAGUCUCUCAGUCUCACUCAGCUCACAGAGUGUUCUGGGGGAGGAAGGGAAAGGAGAAUGUUAGCCGCUUUGAGACUCCUUCGGGUAGUGAUAAAGCGGGAUAUCAAAUCCAAACUCCUCUUCUUUUUCUUAACCAAUGUUUCAAUGUGGAUUGCCUGUGGAACAGAUGGAGGGAUAUUCAGAUGCAUUUUUAAUGUAGGAGUCAUUUCCCCCCUUUGCUAUUUUCUUUUCUUAAAACAGUGCAGGCUUGAGAGUCUUAGACUUCAGGCUGGUGUGCUUCUUAUCUUAAACAUUACAUGGGUAUCUAAAAUGGAAUGGCUGCAAUCCUAAUCCCCAGAAGUAAGCCACAUUGAAUUCAAUAGCACUUACUUCAGAGAAGGCAUGGUUAGGAUUGUGCUAUCUUUGACCUCAAUAAAGAUUGCUGGAUGGAUUGC
Messenger RNA from Podarcis lilfordi (Lilford's wall lizard), 5484 nucleotides. NCBI's taxonomy places the organism in Eukaryota, Metazoa, Chordata, Lepidosauria, Squamata, Lacertidae. The record is from the annotation of a GenBank genome assembly.